Messenger RNA from Plasmodium gonderi, 963 nucleotides. Its product is annotated as variable surface protein. The transcript is spliced from 3 exons. Lineage: Eukaryota; Apicomplexa; Aconoidasida; Haemosporida; Plasmodiidae. The record is from RefSeq and is a predicted model, not a curated record. The coding region runs from base 1 to 963 and encodes 320 amino acids.
AUGGAUCCUUUAAAGAAAGAUCAACAUGGGCCACAGAAAAAUUUACUUUUACUUGAAUACUACAAAGUAUUCGAUAAUUAUGAUGACAAAAUAACUAAUGAUAACAAUAUUUGUGAAAAUAUAUUUGCUAAUAAAUACUCAAGUAAAAAUGAAAGUAUUAAACUAUGUCGUAAACUUUCUAAUAUAUUAACAGAUUUACGUAAUAAAAAACCUGAAGAUGGGAAAUAUACAUACAAAUAUUGUUCAUAUUUGAACUAUUGGUUACGUGAUCAAUUAACACAAAUUACAUUUUCUCCUAACGAUGAUCAUGACGUUUACAUGGCAUUUCAAGAAGUUUAUAAAAAAUUUAAACCUGCACUCCAUUGUUAUAUCCAUUCAUAUAAUGAAUAUGCAAAUGAUGAAUUCGAGAUAAUAAAAAAGCUACAUGAUUAUUCGGAAACUUUUAAAAACAUCCAAUAUAUAGUUAAUAAUACAGUUAAUAAAACUCAACAAGAAAAGCAACAAUACUGCUCAUUCAUAGCAAAUGGUGUGAAUUACUACAACAAUAUUAUUGAUAAUUAUCGUAACUCACGUAAAUCCCAAGAUUAUUUCAAACAAUUAAAAAUAUUUAAAAGGAAUUUAGAUAAUUUUGCAUUAUCUUCAUUAACAUGUAGUACCCCAAUGCCAGUGGCCCGUCCUAUAGAAAACGUUAGUUAUAGUACUUCAAAACAUUUAUCCAUUAAUUUAUUGACAUUAUUUGGAAUAUUUCUCACCUUCUUCUGUUUUUAUAAGUUUACACCAUUCGGAUGCUGGAUAAAUGGUAAACUUGGCAUAAGAAGAAAAAAACGUUUCAGAAAUAUAGAAGGCACAUAUCAGCAAGAAUUCAUGCAGGAUCAAUAUGAUUCUGAUUAUGAAACUUCGGAUUACGAGUUUUCAGAUGACUCAUCUUGUUACACGAGUUAUGGUUCUCUUAGAAAUCUCUAA